This is a messenger RNA of Pneumocystis murina B123, 663 nucleotides long. RefSeq lists its product as hypothetical. The transcript has 3 exons. Bases 1 to 621 code for a protein of 206 amino acids. Lineage: Eukaryota; Fungi; Ascomycota; Pneumocystomycetes; Pneumocystales; Pneumocystaceae. The record is from RefSeq and is a predicted model, not a curated record.
AUGAGUAAUGAAAUAGAAGAAAAAAAAGAUACAGAUGUUUUUAAUAUUUUAAAUAAACUCAUUUCAGAGCAGCAAAGAAAACGAAUAUCAACUGUUUCUAAACAAGAUUAUACAUUUUCUGCAGAAAAUUCUAUUAGUUUUAAAAAUGAUGAUUUGAAAAAAUCUACAUUCUAUUCUCCAAACUUUAUCGUAAAGCCACAUGUUGAUCCGACAUCUAUUGAAACAUAUCCAAAUGCAUUGCGUUAUAUUAUACAAUUAACUCUCUGGGAUCCAUCUAUAUUAAAAAAAAUUAAAGAAAUGGUAGAAGAACAAGCAAGUUAUGAAGAAAAAUGGUUAAAAGAUAGACAAAUAUUGAUCGAAAAUUUAAAGAACAAACAAAAAGCAAAUAUAAUUGUUUCACGCUUAACUGGUGAAGAAGAAAAGGAAUUUGAAGAAACAAUAGAACAUGAACUUCUUUUAUAUGAUUUAAAGGUACAUAGAGCUAUACAGGAGAUGUCUAAAAUACAAGAAAAAGAACUCCAGAGACUCGGAAUACCUUUUUUUGUCAACACAAAAGAUAAAAUAAACACAGAAAAUAAAAAAAAAGUUAUUCAACUUCUCAAGGAUCUCGUUUCCGAAUAGAAAAUAAUAAAUCUUAUUUAUUAAAUUAAAAAUGCUUUUGGU